Messenger RNA from Myotis daubentonii (Daubenton's bat), 1129 nucleotides. It is a transcript of the gene FXYD5, whose product is annotated as FXYD domain containing ion transport regulator 5. Gene Ontology annotation, molecular function: sodium channel regulator activity. Lineage: Eukaryota; Metazoa; Chordata; Mammalia; Chiroptera; Vespertilionidae. Gene Ontology annotation, cellular component: membrane. Gene Ontology annotation, biological process: regulation of sodium ion transmembrane transporter activity. The record is from RefSeq and is a predicted model, not a curated record.
UCCCUUCCUCUCCCUCAACUCCUUCGGGGCUGUGCCCUUUCCGUCUCCUCCUCUAGAGACCCCAAUAGACGCCCCCCUUCUCGCCAGCCCCCUCCCCAAAAGAACCCCACCCAUCCAAGACCUCCUAGCCCCAGGCCCGGCGGGUGGAGGUCCCUGCCUGGCUUCUCACCCCUCUCCCCCUUCCCAUCACCCGUAGCGUCUCCCCCUGCAGCUCCCACCCCAGGCUCUGAAGCCAGGAAACCCAAGAGGAAAUGACUGAGCCCGUCUGGGUCCCCGCCCGCCCGCCCGCAGGCGCUCUCCUGGCCACACCCUCCGCCUGCUCGCAGCCGCCGCUGCCCUCUCUCCACGAGGCUGCCGGCUCCGACCCCCAGCUCGGACGUAAGUCUCUCCGCCGACCCUCCUCCACCUUCUCCACUCUGCCCAGGCCGGGGCCCAGAUGUCGCCCUCCGGCCGCCUGUAUCUCCUCACCAUUGUGGGCCUGAUUCUCCCCACCAGAGGACAGACACCCGAGGAGGCCACAUCCAUUUCUCUAGCAGACUCAACCACUGUGAACAUUCAUGCCCUGACUCAAACCUCAGACGCAGUUCCUCCAGAACUCCAGCCCACCCCUCAGACUUCAACCCUGCAGGCUGGUGUAGAAACACCAACCCAGACGCAGCAACUGAAGGGAGAGACUGUGCUUCUAACCACAGACCCGGGGACGGAUGAGAGCAGCACGGAAGGCACCACACUCUCCAAGCAGUCUCCAGACAAAGACUUCGCAACAGACCCUGCCCGCAGGCCUACUGAUUCAAGUGAGGACGAUCCCUUUUCCUAUGAUAAUUACACUCUCCGGAAACAUGGGCUGUUGGUCGCAGCUGUGCUGUUCAUCACAGGCAUUGUGAUCCUCACCAGUGGCAAGUGUAGGCAGUUGCCCCGAUUAUGCCGGAAUCAUAACAGAGCCUACAGAGUCACAAAAGCCCAGCCUGAGAGGGAAGACCCAGAUGGAGCCAGAGCCAGGACCGAUGGCCUGAACCCCCUACCUUCCCAACCCUGCCUGCCCUGAGGGCUGUCCAGCUCCCCAGGCACUGCCCUCACGUUGACCAUUCUGUCAGAAAAAAAGUAAAGCACUGCAAUCCUUGUCUGUCAA